UUGCUAUAAUGGACCCCUUAUCUAUUGCUGCUGGAGCUGCUGGUUUCAUUUCACUAGGUAUUACGGCCGCUGGGGGGAUCAUCCAAUAUUGCAAAUCAUAUCGAUCUCAAGAUGCUGACUUUGACCUAUUAAUACGACACGCCAAAGAGCUAGAAUCAUUCCUCGGCUCAAUCGAAGACCGCAGUAGAGCAUCACAACGUCCCAGUAAAGAUGUCCAUGACUCUUUACAAGGAUGUCGUCAAGCUUGCGAUGCUUGCCUGAAUGAUUUCAAGCAACUCAACGCCAAGUAUACCAACCAGAAAUCCAAACAAAAGCUCAUACAAAAAUUAAAAUACCCCUUCGAUAAAGCAAAGCUCGAUGAUCUUCGGUCUCAACUGCAAGAAUUCCACGUUAGACUGCUGGGAAUUUUGCAGUUGGUCAAUCUGGAUGCCACGCGAGAAAUAAGAAGUAUCGCUAUUUCAAAAUCUGCAAAGAUAACACUCGCGGUGGAGUCGAUGGAAAGAGAGGUCCAAUCUUCUCUGUCCGAUGUGAAACAAGCAGUAGCUGAUAUACGUACUGAUGUCAACCAGCUGGGGUCUUCCUUUCAGCAUGACCUUGGAGAAGCCAAGAUGCAUAUAAUGACAUCUUUGGACGACAGUCAGAACGUCACAUCUGACCGGGCAUUAUCAAUCAUCGCAAACCAGGAAAGACAGUCAGUAUUGCUCAAACAAUAUAUAGAUCAACGACUUGGGGCCCUAGAGAGCAACCAGAGAGAAUUCUUUACCCGAACUUUAGCUGCGAGUGCUGGAGUUAAUGGUCAAACAGCGCUAUUCAGUUCAAAUACCGAUGAUGGCUGUUGGAUCCGGAACAGCGUUAGGGAGAAGAUGAAUCUUAGGAUGCCUGUGCGGAACAUCUUUGAGUCUCUUUGCACCUGUCCAGUAAUACAGCAGCGCCGUUUCACAAAACAGCACCAAGCGCACUGUAUAUAUGCUUUGAGAGACCGUCAGGAGUGGAACUUUACCAAAAGCUUUCGAGCUUUCCGGCGCAUGAUCACUAUAUCGUGUAAAGUUCAGUACGCUCGGAUGAAUUGGGCUCGCGACUGGCAUGUCUACCCUAAUCUAACAGCUCAAAUGACUGUACCGUGGGAUUCCCCCGCGUUCGAGGUAAUCAGGAAUACCAGAAAUAUUUUGUGUCAUAUCAAGAGUGUACGUGAGUUGGAAGACUUAUUCAAGGACAGCUUGAUUAGUCUUAAAGAGAUUUUUACAAAAGGCGAAGGAUGGCCAACAGAUGUUCAUGAAGACGGUUUGAACUUGCUACAUGAAGUAGUUGAAGACGUAUUCUUGGAUUCUGAAUAUAUGGGAUCGGACGAAGCGGCGGUUGUCUUAAUGCAGUUCGUGGUCGCGUUAAAAGAGAUAGGCGUACCUAUAGAUAAUUGUUCAGAUCACGGUACACCCCUUGAAUAUCUUCUGAAAAGAAUGAUAUAUCUCGAGAAGCGUCCUAUCAACAAUUAUACAUGUUUAAGGUUCCUAGCUCAUAACUUUUCGAAAGCCUUAGAACUUGUGGAAAUAGCACCUGCUCCAUUACCUAAUCUUAAACAUUCGACUAUCAUGACAAUAAUGCGCUUAGGAGAUCCGGGAUUUUACGAACUGCUUGAGUGCAACGACCUGAUCUACCUAGUCCUUCAUCGUUGCGAACAUGAUAUUCCGCGCCUCCUUAUGAGCGAUACUUCGCUCAUGAAUUCCCGGACUGGCUCGGGACAAACGGCACUCCACUUUGCUGUAAACUGGCCUAAGGGCCUUUCUCUUUUGAUAAAAUAUGGAGGGCAAUCUAUUCAAUCUAUAAUCAAUGGUCGCGGUGGAUCUCCCGCUUCUAUACCACCUUUGAACUAUGCACUACAUAUGAGAGAGGUUGAUUCUAUAAAGUUGUUACUCGAUGCAGGAGCCAGCAUUCCUUCGUCCUGCUUCCAAUUUUUCGCACAAGAUGUCGAUACGGACGAACGAGCCAAGCAAGCCAUGUACGUUGUGGUCGAAUCACUCGUAAGGGAACGAAAAGAUCUGUUUCAAUUAGCUUUACGGUAUCUCCCGCCAGAAAAGAUUCAGGAGCUUGAGCUACGGAACGAUGAGCUUCUGGACGAUAAAGCAUUCAUUGUCGCGAAAGCACUAAGGCAAGAGCAUGUUCCUAUGCCUACUGCUUAUGACUUCUUACAACCCGGUUCGGUAUAUCAUUGGGGAGGCUUGACCUAUCGUAUAGCUCAGAAGCUAUUUGAAGUUGGCUUUCGCAAAACAGAUGCGAAGCUUCACGGAUGCACUCCAUUAAUUACCUUCAAAACAUGUUCCUUGUACAAGGGACACCAUGCAUAUGGACUUGAGACGUUGCUAAAACUUGUCGGCUGGUUCAAAGACCACGGGACUAACCUCCACGCCCCGGCUUAUAUGCCUAGUAAUCUUUUUCGGUUUGACGGUACCAUGGAAGGUGAUGCUGCAUCCUAUAUUAAUACACCGCGACCGCCUUUAACUAUCCACUAUCUAAUGGAUGUUUUGGGCUAUCUAACAUGGCCGAAAAUACUGAGACUUAGUUCAGAAUUCGACAGGCAUAUCGCCGAACAAACUUAUACCGCAAAUCAACUCAUAUUAUCCAGCCUGUUUGAAGACAAUACUACAGACUCCUGUUGUUGCUUCUGCGCGACAGACGGAUGCACUCCAACUUCGAAGUACUUGACUUCCAUCAUUCGAGAGUACGACUACUUUUGGUACGAUGUUAAUAUUAAAUAUAUGGUCGGUGCGACACGACUGGCUGAGCUAGCGACACCCGAUAGCAACAAGUACAAGGUCUCAGUAGAAUACAUUCGCCUCAUAACGUUUGAGGCUCUUGGAAUGCAUCAUACAUGCUGUCGAUGUAAGAGGCCUGAAGAAAGGGAUCCCCUCGUUGGUAAUAACCCAGUUCAUCUCCUGGAUAUAGCUGAGAUCAAGGAGAUACGAGAGGAAGAUCGAUACCUAGCGAAGCAGCUGGAAGUUUUGAUGGAUGAGUUUGAGGAGAGAUUCCAGGAAUUGAAUGCGCCAUUAAGUGAAUUUAUUGAGCAGUACUUGGUUGCUAGGCUCGAAGAAAUUGGACAAGAGCGGGAUGAGAUAUCAGCAGAGGACUUACGCACUAUUAGGGAAACUGGUGUCAUUCUUCAUGAGCUUUAG
This is a messenger RNA of Daldinia vernicosa, 3164 nucleotides long. RefSeq lists its product as uncharacterized. The coding region runs from base 9 to 3164 and encodes 1051 amino acids. The transcript has 5 exons. The record is from RefSeq and is a predicted model, not a curated record. NCBI's taxonomy places the organism in Eukaryota, Fungi, Ascomycota, Sordariomycetes, Xylariales, Hypoxylaceae.